This is a messenger RNA of Plasmodium gallinaceum, 342 nucleotides long. Its product is annotated as conserved Plasmodium protein, unknown function. NCBI's taxonomy places the organism in Eukaryota, Apicomplexa, Aconoidasida, Haemosporida, Plasmodiidae. The record is from RefSeq and is a predicted model, not a curated record. The transcript has a single exon. Bases 1 to 342 code for a protein of 113 amino acids.
AUGAUAGCCCCAGAGUUUUUCAAUGGAGAAAUUGUAUUAGAUUUAGAUAGCACUAUAUUUAAAAUACAAAGUGAAAAAAUAAUUAAUUUUUAUGAACAAACUGUAUAUAACUAUUUAUAUAAUGAUGAUAAUACAAAGAAUGACGAGAAAGCUAACAUAACGACUGCUUAUCGUGUAGAUGAAAAAAUUAAAAAACUUAAAAAAGAGAGAAAUAAAAAGAAGGGUCUUAGUUUUCAAACGUUAUCGCUUCUAGUAACGUUUUCAUUUAUAUAUUUUUCUUGUAAAGGAAUUAUUGAUCAUUUUAAAUUAAAUGGUAACCAAAACAUUAAAAAGUCUAUUUAA